CAUAAAGUAUGCAAUGUCAUUUAGUAGCAAUUUACUCGCGUGAAAUAUUGCGUACGUACGCGAGAAAACUAAAUUCCAUUUCUUUGCUCGUCCUUUUCUCUAAUAAAUAAUAAAUAUUUGUGAUCGUAAUAUAUACAAGAAAAUUAUCUUACAGUGAAGAAGUUUUGAAAAGGCUAAUGGCUUUUUCAGAAAUCCCCAUUAAGACCCAGAAUGGAAACUCUUUUCGAUGGCCUGUAGAUUUUUACCAGGAAAAUACAACCGAUGAUUAUAAAUUGCUAUAAGGGAAAUAGAGCAACAUGGAAACAGGGAAAAGAUGCUUCUACAAUUGCCCAUGCCUUUGCUGUCGCCAGGGAUGCUGCGUCAUUGUUGUAGGCUGCUGUUGCUGCUGCAUCAACAUCCACUGCUGCAACAAAUGCAGCUCGAGGACUAGCUACUCUCCACCGCCACUAGCACGGAAAAAAGCUUGUGGUACUGGUGGUUUGGUCGUAUCCGUUGUAGUGAGUACAAUUAUUGCGCUCGCACGUUGGACAACGGCCAUAGCAACUCUUAUAUCAAGCUGCAUGCUACUAGAGCUCUGUGGAGGUGGGAGCUGUACCAACAACAAGCCCGUUCCCGUUCCUACUGCAGCCAGUGCCAGUGUCAGCAGCAAUUCGGAUGCCAAGCUUAAGUCGCUUUAUGGCCAUAGUUUAUACGAUAUCACCAAUGAUCAGCAACUGAAAUCGAAGAACCUCUGCAAAAUGUUUUGCAACAGUCGCAAUCGCAAGCGACAGCGGAGAAGAAGAAGACGACGCAGGCGUAGACGACGUAGGCACAGCCAUAAUGGCAGCCGAACGGAUAGCAACAAACAGCAGCAACAACAGCAACAGCAGCACCAAACGCAACAGCAGGAAAGCAUAUUUCGACAAAGACUUAGUCAUAGCCUUCGCGCUGACACAUGCGCUUCCAUAGAUGCAUUCGAAGCGAUUAACGCAACUGUACCAAAAGCGAAUCGGCUACGAAGCACGCCAACAAGAAAUGUUCGAUUAUCCUCUUUAAAAGCUAUCAUAUCGUCGUGGCCGUCGGGGAAUAGCAGCCCAAUACGUCACUGUUCGAAGAUUAAACGUAAUCGAGCCAAUCUCAUCUGGCUGCUCAUUGGACUUGUUUGGUUUGAGGUGAAACUAAUUAACUGCAAUGCCAUCGGAAGCAGCAGUAGCUAUGGCUCCAAUUAUGUGAAUCAUAAGGGAUGUACCAUAUGUCAUGAGGAAGGCAAAGCCAAUUUCUACAGCGAUAAAGAUAAUCCACACACAGACUACAACAACUACAACAAGUACAAUAACAACAAUUAUUUCUACAAAAAAACUAAUCGACCCCAUAAUAAUAUUGCACCGAGCGACAGAGUUCGCUUAGAGUCAAUUAAACGGCAAAUUUUGACGAAGCUUGGCCUUACCCAUAAGCCAAACGUAUCUCAUCCUUUACCCAAGCAAUUUAUUUGGGAAACAAUAUAUCGGGCAGACGGUGGAAGGAUGGCUUCUAACGAUGCAUUUGACAGCAGUAGUAGCGAUUUCGAUCAGCGUUCGCGAUUGCGGGAACUAUCCCCAUCCGAAAUACAUAGGUUCAAUGAACGAGACGGGACAGUUUUCGCUACUAGUGAUCCAGAUCCUCAUCAGGAUCGAUAUCGCUCUCCGGUUGCAUAUACUUUUAACGUCAGUAGAAGCCAUAUAUAUGAAAAAUUCAUGAGAGAUCGAACAGCGAUCCGAGCAAGGCAAAAGAAUCACGAAGACGAUGUGCAAAGUAUAACCUUAAAGAAUUGGCCAGAUAUACGCCAGAUUAAAAUUAACUCUCGCAGUGGGUCUACACACCAGCCCAAGAAUAUCCAUACCACUGCCUCUAAGCCCCAGAGAAAUGGUCAUGGCAGUGACAGCAGGAAUAGCAAUGGCAUCGGUGACAGAAAAGGCAAUUCGAAUGCGUUCAGCAAAUCUACAUAUCUGAUAGAUAUAAAUCGUAGUAGUGAUAGUAGGGCCAAUAUUGGCAUUAACGGCGGGAUCAAACCAAAUGAUCAUGUUUAUUUUAACGAUUACAGUGUUCAGGUCCAUGACAAAAGCCAGUACGAGCCGCUACAUGGAAGCAGCACCAGAAACGGACAACAUCCAAUGAACAUAGACUUUUUCAGCGGUAUUGAACAGGAUGAGAAACCAAAGCGGAACGACGACUCGGUUAUGUCAGACCAGGAAAACUUUGAUCGUGAAGACUUCUUUGGGAACACUCAGGAAAUAAUUACGUUUGCUGAAGAAGGAACACAAUAUAGACAAUAUCGAAUAUUGGAAUUUGCUCCACAAAAAGAGCGUGUUCCUAGCCAAAAACUAUACAUACGCAGCGCCCAGAUACACAUACGCAUCGAUAAACCACCCAGUUACUGGGAUGCAAAACCCGACGCAGAUUUUCAGGUUGAACAUUUGGCAAACGGUAAACGGAAGUGGCAAUCCAAGGGCUCACGCCAUAGAAUUAAAAUCUGGGUAUUUCAACUGACAGGAGGAAUUAAUAUUACUGAGAAGGGAAUCGACCAGGCGUUCCUGUUCCGUGCAUCCUUUAAUGUAGACACCAAGCACCUGGGAUGGCAGAAAUUCGAUCUGACUGAAACAAUCCGCAAAUGGUAUAGCCAAAACAGUGAAGAAAAUCUACGACUGUUGAUUGACUGUACCGGGUGCGGUCGCCUCUACUCACUUCAAUUAUUUCGGAUUUCCAUGCCAAGUUCUAACUCAAAAAUUGAUAAUUCAGCCCAUAUAAAUCCUAAUCCAAAUCGACCAUUUCUCGUGCUUCAUACUGAAUCCACAAGGAACCGACGUGUAAGGAGACGUGCCGUGGAUUGUGGGGGUGCUUUAAGUGGACAAUGCUGCAAAGAGUCAUUCUAUGUAUCCUUUAAGGCCCUGGGCUGGGAUGACUGGAUUAUAGCGCCCAGAGGAUACUUUGCAAAUUAUUGCAGAGGUGAUUGUACGGGACCUUUUAGGACACCCGAUACCUUUCAAACAUUUCAUGCCCAUUUUAUAGAAGAGUAUCGAAAAAUGGGGUUACUAAAUGGUAUGCGACCAUGUUGCGCCCCAGUUAAGUUCUCCAGCAUGUCUUUAAUAUAUUAUGGAGAUGACGGUAUCAUCAAACGUGAUUUACCGAAAAUGGUUGUUGAUGAAUGUGGAUGCCCAUAACAUAGCUUUUCAAUGAUAUCUGCCUUUAAUUACUCGAUUUUCCGUCCGGUGAAUUUAGGAGCUUUCUGCCGUAUUUUAUGGCAAAUAAUAAAACUAUGUGUGCUCCUACAUUAUAUUCUUAAAUAAGAAAAAACUUAUUGUUAUUCGAAUAGAUUAGACUCAAUUGAAUUUUAUUAUAAGUUAGAGUAAUGAUGACAAUAUACUUAUAUAUGUAUAUAUAUUUAAUAUCUUAUUCGAAAUUACAAAAGUGCCUAAAUUAGCAACAAAUAUAAUACCUAAAAGUGCAUGCAAAUUUAUAUUCAAAGAAUUGAUAUUCAAAGUUGGUGAAAACGCUCUCUUGGCACUAAGAAAUUUACUCUUGCCUGAUAUCUAUAACACAUUGGAGUCUUAAUAGAAUAUUGAAAACAGAUAAUAUUAAAAAGCAUACACAAUUAAAUUAACAUAAACAAAUACCCCGAUUUUUUCUUGACAGCGUCUACAUAUUGUAAAUAAAUAUUUUCGCAUGUUGCGCAUAGAGAAUUUUCCUAUUAGCUCUCAGAAAAUAUAUACAUGAAUCUAAAAAAAAAUCAUAAAGACACUUAUAAUAUGUUUAUACCCAUAUAGUAAUAGGAGUGUAAGUUUUGACUAUUUAUUUGCUACAUCCGAUAGCUGUUCUCGUCAUUUUAUGUCUGUCUGUCCGCCGUUUUAUAUGGAAUGGACUAGCUUGUCUCUCAGUGUUUCAGUUUAAUCUAAAGGCAGUUUAAAGAUAUUUUUUCCGCCCGCGUAUACUUGUCGGAAGCACCAAGUUCGGAUCACUGUGUAACUAAAUUACCGAACGAAAUGUUUUCAUGCGGGCUUAAGCCAUAAUAACAAAAUACUUAUAUUUGAUAUUAGAAAUUGGGGAUAUUAUAAGCAGCUUAUAGGUUAUUUUGUCAUUUGUCUGCUGGUAACGUAAAAUUAGAAAUGGUUUUACUUAACGGCUACCGUUAAAGAUGUAUGCUGUUGUAUGUGAGACCAUAGCGAAGCAGCGAUAACAAAUGCAGUUCUUAAAAACUAAUUAAUAUUCUUUGUGAUUAACAUCAAUUACACUUACGCGUAUUUAUGGACUUAUAAUUCUAAUUCUUUGAUCUUUUUUAAAACUUUGUAACGAUUUAAAAAAAAGUAAUAUAAAAUAUAACUAACUAUCUAUGAGUCUGCGUUAGAUGAAUUCAUGUAUCUUAGAAUUCUAGAUCCCUCAGUUCAAUUAUCUAGACUUCGAGUCUUGGAAGGCUCUUUGAGGCAAAUCAAUCUCUCGAACAAAAGGGAAUAAGAUAAAUAGAAUAUAUGAUUCAAUGAGUUUCAAUCGAUUUUGACAAUGAAUAAAAUAAGCUGUGAAUUUAA
Molecule: messenger RNA, 4535 nt
Organism: Drosophila pseudoobscura
Lineage: Eukaryota; Metazoa; Arthropoda; Insecta; Diptera; Drosophilidae
Gene: Actbeta
Product: inhibin subunit beta
Exons: 6
Coding region: 297-3176 (959 amino acids)
Cellular component (GO): extracellular region
Molecular function (GO): cytokine activity; growth factor activity
Source: RefSeq, a predicted model, not a curated record